CGCCCGGGGCCCCGCACCCCAGCCACCAGCCAGCCCCACCAGCCCCGCGGCCCCGGCCGGAGGAGACAGAUCCUCUAGCCGCUCGAUGGGGAGUCACAGAAGACCGCCUGUGUGUGUCAGAUUCCCACCUCUCUGUAGCAAGAGAAGUAACUACAGCGCCUUCACAGUCAUGAUGAUGAAACUGGUAUUAACUGAGUGGCCCUUAUGGAUUUUUAACUCUAACUCACAGUGAGCCAGCAAGCCAUAUGUUUACAAUUCAACCAAAAACCCUUCGUGUUGCUGCACUUCUCAUGUGAGAAGUCGAGACGCCUGUUGGUACAGAGUGGAAUACAAGAGUUAUUUGCCGUGGAAUGCACCUGCAGCAGAGCGAGAAGACGUCUUAAUUUAUCAUUGGAGAGAGAUGAUAGUAUUAUUUAUAUAGGUAGAAUAAAUAUAUAUACAUAUAUAUUUUGGUGGUAAUGAAAAUGGCUCCGCAGAAUGCCGACUCAGAAUCUAUGCAAGUACAAGAGCUGCCUGUGCCCCUGCCAGACCCUCAGAAACCCAGAGACCCCGAGGCGGAGACCCAGGAGGAGACCACAAGCGAGGGGUCCAUAGACAGAAUCCCCACACGCCUAUGGGUCAUGCAUGGGGCAGUGAUGUUUGGCAGGGAAUUUUGUUACGCCAUGGAGACAGCACUGGUUACACCUAUACUGUUACAGAUAGGCCUUCCCGAGAGGUACUACAGCCUCACCUGGUUCCUGAGCCCUGUCCUCGGCCUCAUCUUCACACCGCUCAUCGGCUCUGCAAGUGACCGCUGUACCCUGAGCUGGGGCCGCCGGCGGCCCUUCAUCCUAGUGCUGUGUGUGGGGGUCCUCAUUGGUGUUGCACUUUUCCUCAACGGCUCUGCUAUAGGUCUGGCGCUCGGUGAUGUUCCCAGCCGGCAGCCCAUUGGCAUUGUCCUCACGGUGCUGGGAGUGGUGGUCCUGGAUUUCAGUGCCGAUGCAACUGAGGGGCCUAUCCGUGCCUACCUGCUGGAUGUGGUAGACAGUGAGGAGCAAGACAUGGCCCUCAACAUACACGCCUUCUCUGCUGGCCUUGGUGGGGCCAUUGGCUACGUGCUGGGUGGGCUGGACUGGACGCAGACCUUCCUAGGUGACUGGUUCCAGACGCAGAACCAGGUGCUGUUCUUCUUCGCUGCCGUCAUCUUCUCAGUGUCGGUGGCUCUGCAUCUCUUCAGCAUCGAGGAGGAGCAGUACAGCCCACAGCAGGACCGCGGCCCUGAGGAUGCCACCCUGCCCAGCACCAGCGUCCCGCCUGGCGCCCUAGCCCCUGCUACCCGCCUCAGUUCCCUCGGUGGGGGCAUGCAGGACGGCAGCCCCCCAUUCCCAGAUGAAGUGCAGUCAGAACACGAGCUGUCCUUGGACUACCUCGAUGUGGACAUCGUGCGCAGCAAGAGUGACUCGGUGCUGCACAUGGCUGACGCCACGCUGGACAUGGAGCCUCAGCUGCUCUUCCUGCAUGACAUCGAGCCCUCCAUUUUCCAAGAUGCUUCCUACCCCAGCACCCCCCAGAGCACCAGCCAAGAGCUCCUGAGGGCCAAGCUGCCCCGCCUGUCCACGUUCCUCAGGGAGUCCACCAAGGAGGACGACACCUUGCUUGAUAAUCACUUGAAUGAAGCUAAAGUCCCAAAUGGGAGAGGCUCUCCACCAAUGAACUCCCUCAGCCGCUCUAAGGUAGACUUGAAGCCCUCUGUCACAUCUGGUUCCAUGAGGCGGCGUAGGCACAUGUUUCACAGGCAGGCUUCCAGCACCUUCUCCUACUACGGCAAGAUUGGGUCCCACUGCUACCGCUACCGCCGGGCCAAUGCAGUGGUCCUGAUCAAGCCAUCCAGAAGCAUGAGCGACCUGUACGACCUGCAGCAGCGGCAGCGCUCCCGGCACCGCAACCAGAGCGGGGCUACUGCCUCCAGCGGGGACACGGAGAGUGAGGAGGGCGAGACAGAGACCACUGUGCGCCUGCUGUGGCUGUCCAUGCUGAAGAUGCCCAAGGAGCUGAUGUGGCUCUGCCUCUGCCACCUGCUCACUUGGUUCUCCGUCAUCGCAGAGGCUGUCUUCUAUACUGACUUCAUGGGCCAGGUUAUCUUCAAAGGGAACCCCCAGGCCCCCUCCAACUCUACCAAGUGGCAUGCCUACAACGCUGGUGUGAAGAUGGGCUGCUGGGGCCUGGUCAUCUACGCUGCUACUGGUGCUAUCUGCUCAGCCCUGCUACAGAAGUACCUGGACAACUAUGACCUGAGCAUCAGGAUCAUCUACAUGUUGGGGACACUGGGCUUCUCCGUGGGCACUGCUGUAAUGGCCAUGUUUCCCAAUGUCUAUGUGGCCAUGGUCACCAUCAGCACGAUGGGCGUCGUCUCCAUGAGCAUCUCCUACUGCCCCUACGCCCUCCUAGGGCAUUACCAUGACAUCAAGGAGUAUGUCCACCACAGUCCGGGGAAUUCCAAGCGUGGAUUUGGCAUCGACUGUGCCAUCCUCUCAUGUCAGGUCUACAUCUCCCAGAUCCUGGUUGCAUCUGCCCUUGGGGGUGUGGUUGACGCUGUGAAUACUAUCAUUGUCAUCCCCAUAGUGGCCUCUGUGGGCUCUUUCCUGGGCUUCCUGACAGCCACAUUCCUGGUCAUCUACCCUGAGGUGUCAGAAGAAGCCAAGGAGGAACAGAAAGGCCUGUCCUCAGGGCCCACUGGCGAAGGCGAGGGUGGAGCAGACAGUGAAAAGCCCACUGUACUGAAGCUGUCUCGGAAGGGGGGCCUGCGGGGGUUGGUGGAGACGGAGUCCAUGGUGUGAGCCCCAGCUAGUACAUUCCACACUGGAGGGCAGGAUGCACUGGGCGUUAUGCUUGCCAACAGCAUGCGAGCUGGAGUCCUUCCCAGAGCACAGUCCAAGUUCAGUAGGUGUUAGGUGUAGGGUAGGUUUGAGCUAUUAGACAAAAAUAUCACACUAAUUACCUUUCCCACAAUUAAAAAAAAAUCAUUUGAAAUAUUUUUUUUUAUUGAAAAAGAACUUAAUUUCAGCUGUCUUUUAUUCUGCAGGUAUAUCAUUCUGCAUGUUUUAAAUUGUGAGAUAUUCACAGCAUAGUCAAUAAGCAAUUUAGAAAAUGUAAGGGUCUGCAUUUCUAGACCAGUAAUUGGAAGUGCAGAAACUGGCUCCCUUGGCAGGUGUCAUCUGAAGGCAGCAGACAACAGCAGCGCAACAUACAGAUUGGCAGCGGGUGUCUGUCAGGGACACCUGCAGCUCCAGGCUGGUAUUGCAGCGCUUCAGAGUAUUUUUCUGUUUAUUUUAAAAACAGUAUUUUCUUUUUCACAACUGUGGUUUUCUUAGAAGAACAGCAUCUCUGGUGAGUUAGGCUCACGGUCCUGUGCACAGCUGAGACCACACACCAAAGCCGGGGAAGGGUCCCAGAGGUGUUUGAGCGGAAGGGAGCCAUUCCCCAGGGCAGCCUCCAGACAUCCCACCCAGGGACAGCACCAAUCAGCAGGGCUGAAUGUGAACUCUCAGUGUGCCUCCUGCGUGCUUGUGUGUAAGUUUGUCUGCGUCCUGUCCCUACCCACAUGGUCCUCCCCAGAAGCCACCACAGGGCAGCUGUUGGCUCUGUGUGACACUUCAGCUUGUCUCUACAUGUUUGGCUGGAAAUCCAGGCACAGAGCUCCAGGUGAGCAUUGGCUCCCAAGUCCUGCUGCAAGGCUACCUCGAGAGUGGGGGACAAUGGCAUCAGAGUAGGGCACGUGAAGGUGCCAAGGCCUACCUCCCUGCCACAUUGGUGACAUUGAUCCUCGCUGGAACCUAACUGAAAUCUUGUGACCUCAUCACCUGCUCCUACUGAUGGUCACUGGAAUGGGAAUGAAGGCAAAGAGAAGUGAGCAUCUGCCUGAGCAGGAGGCUGCUGACCCAGGAGCCCCGCGCAGGUCUCAAUUUCUGCACAUGAGCAAAACUUGGGCUUCAGGGAAGCAGGCUCAGCAAAUGCUGCAGCUGUGGGUAAAGACUUUACAAGUGACAGUCUCUGUUUAACAACUCCACAGUGUCUCGGUUCAUGAAAGUCAGUCUGCACUCAGGAGAGGGGCGGUCCCCCGGAUGGUACCCAGAUGAAGGCAGAGCCGUGCUCUUGCUGCCUCGGUUGAUCUUUCUACAUAAAGUCCUUUAAAGUGCAUGAGAAUCAUGCGGCGUAUGAGCACCUAAAGCAGAUAUACACACAUAUAUAUUUCAAGAUGAAAGUAAGCAGUUUUUAAAUAAAUUACUUGAAUUUUCUGUGUCUUCAAAGGAACGCCGUGUUUAUGUCCUUGGCUGGGCUCUGUCUUGCCACUUUUCCCACCCAGGUGGUACUGUCAUCUUUAGUGUUCUACAUCUGGGGAGCAGAGGUGUGUGCUCAGGGUACAAGGGUACCUUCCACCUGCCUCGGUCUUUCCUCAAGCCUACACCGGCAGAGGACUAGCUCCACCUUCCAGUGUUUUCUGUAUUGCCCUUGAGAAUAGAAUUGCAAGUCUCCUUGGGUAGGGGAAAUUGGAUUCCUAAGCUCAGUCCCAAUGCUAAGCCCCCAGCCAGCUAAGCCCUGUCAGUGGGCUGCUCUGUCUCUUUGGGGAAGUGGGCACUUCUGGUCUCCUCUCUCCAACCAGCAUCCUUGGCAGGUCACUCACAUGCAACUUAGUUUUAAGAUGGUAUCCCCUCCUUCCUGAGACUAAGGACUACAGCCUCUGUUUUCAUGCACCCUGCUUUUUCACUUUGCCAUAGGGGGACAGAGGGAGGCAGGGAUGCAGAGGACAAUUAAGUGGGCAAAACCUGGAACCAUCAAAAUGAGCGUGGGGUCUUAGGACACACGCUGCUCACAGCAUCCCACCCAGAGGCUUCUGCAGACCAUGCUCGCUGAACCUGAAUGACAGGAGGUUUGGGGUCUAGCAGUCCUACAGGAGCAAGAGAUAAUAGGAUCACCACAAACAGUGGGCCAGUCUUAAGACACCAGCCUCACCAUAAUCUGAAGUAACACAAGGACACUGUUCAUGGCACAGGUCUUGGCAAAGCCACUGGUAGGAUGCUGACACCCAGGUAAAAACAGCCAGAGGCAUGCCUAUUUGUUGCUGUCAGAUCAGGUUGCACAUCUGGUAUUUUUUUAAGACCUGAGCCUGUUAAGACGUUUACAUCCAAAGGCUGCUGUCUGGGUCUGGUCAGUGUGAGGGCCCUUGGGAUGGAGACCCAAGGGUGGUAAUAGAGUUGAUUUCUGGGCUUCCUUGCAGAUAAACCUAGUGAGCCAUGGACGACCUUAAGGUGACUGUUGUCUCAUCUGGGGUAAACAAGUAGUCGGACACGUUUGCCUAGCCCUUACCUCACUGAGAGAUUAUUCUGAGAUGGCACCAGUGGGCAGUUGUCAGAGGGGAGGAGGACUGGCUUUGCAGUCAGUGACCCCAAAGCUUGUGUUGCUCAGACCAGCCCAGGUAUUUCUGUUUCCUGACCUGGGCUUGCAGACCCAGCACCUAUAGGCAGUGGGAUCCCAGAGAGUGCACCUGAGUAGCUCUCCUGUGGUCUAUGAUCUUGAGAGGAAAAGUGGUUUAGUUACCUGGACCCAGGGGACCGGCAGUCAAGCAGAUGCCCAUUUGUAGCCAAUGCCGAGGAUGCAAAAGGAGUUAGCUUUGUAGCGCCUUGGGAUUUAGACUAUGUGCAAGCACCUUGUGGUAGGGGAUUAGCAAAGUUUCCGCUGGUCCCAGGCCACAGGAUUGCAAGCAGGUUACUAAGGGAAGGGAGCCUGUUUCUGUUGCCUAUGAAAGUCAACAGAUGUUUUAAGAGAUGCCUCUUAAGAUGUGUGGCCCAAGUUUGCCUGCACAAGAGUACGAGCUGUUAAGAGGUCCACAGUCUCAGGGCAGAAUGGUAUGGUGGCACUUCCUGGUAUCUGGAAAACUGGCUAUGGGACAUUGUUCUUAGUCUAAGGUCUCAGCUGGAACAUUCACACAGGUGCACAGCCUUCAGACUUCCACCCUUGAGAUUCUCAGGGCCAUGUGAGGGCUAGUUUGGGCAAGGUUGGGAGUGACAGAGCAGGAUCUGGUUGGUGGCCUGGAGUGGUGAGGAUGUCGUAGAAGGCACGGUAUAGAAAGUGCUGUGGCCCCUCCACCAGCAGCAGCCUGGCCGCCUUAUCUCCCUGGUGCCACUGGCUUCUGCAGCCUGUGGAGUUGAUGGCUCCCUUUGUCUGUGGCAAGUGGUCUGUGCGGCAGCAGCAACCAUGGCUACAUAUGACACAGGUCAGUGUUGUAAAACACCAUCUACUGAGACCGGACACUCAUCAACUUCAUACGCACCAAAUGCCAUGACUCCCUAGCUGUUCCGCUUCCACCUGAGCCUCUGUCUUCAGCCACUAACCAACACCUGGAUUGUGCAGGUAAAGCCACGGGGGAAUCAUCCUCCAAUGGCUGUCACCAGAAAUGGGCUCACUCCUCGGCAUGUGAACUAAAAGCAGAGCUUUCGAGAGUGCCUGGGGCCUGCCCAGCACAGCAAUUGUGCUGUCGAUUUUAUCCCAUUUUGGACUGACUCUUCAACGUGGCAGGCAGGGAGUGUGCACUCAGUAGCUCAUCACCAUGAAAAGCCAGCAUCAUGGCUGAAGCCUGAGCUGGCCCCUUUGACGCAACCCUUGGGCCUCCAGGAGAACAGAGCAACCUCUGGGAGCCCCUGCUGCCUGCUGAAGGGUCCUGUACUGGGGAUUCAGUAGCAGGAAGAACAGUUGUUAGAAAGGCCUCGGCACAAUGGCACUCCCCAGGCUCCUCGGAACAAAACGAUUUAGUUCCUUUGUGAACUGGAAACAGGACAACUGUUAUCAACUUAUUAAGUUGGAGCACUGUAAUAGCUCUUGCUGAUUUUAGCAACGGUUAAGUGUGUGUUAAACACAUGUUACAAUUUAUGAAGAAGCAGAUUCUAGAGAGAGUUCUAUCACACAUGACUUUGUUUUUUUAUUAGGUGGAUGUUUACGCCUGCUGCUGUCCAGACCCCCCUCACCCCCGCCCCUGGGGCUUUGUUCUUUCUUUGAAACAUGCUGGGCUGCUGGGCCCCUGUACAUCGCUCGGUGUGUACAGCCUGACUCCUUCCUGCCAGGCUGGUGCCUCCCUGCCUUUAUUGCUGUUAUACUGUGGCUAAUUCAAUAAAUGUUAUCAUUGCA
Molecule: messenger RNA, 7158 nt
Organism: Arvicanthis niloticus (Nile rat)
Lineage: Eukaryota; Metazoa; Chordata; Mammalia; Rodentia; Muridae
Gene: Slc45a4
Product: solute carrier family 45 member 4
Biological process (GO): transmembrane transport
Cellular component (GO): membrane
Molecular function (GO): sucrose:proton symporter activity
Source: RefSeq, a predicted model, not a curated record